Messenger RNA from Cylicostephanus goldi, 519 nucleotides. Lineage: Eukaryota; Metazoa; Nematoda; Chromadorea; Rhabditida; Strongylidae. The record is from the annotation of a GenBank genome assembly.
UUGAUCCUCUGGCCAGUGCUAUUCGCAUUUUUUGCCAAAACGGCCAAAUCUGUCGACGAUGAAGCCGACAAAAUUUGGAAGUUCCAGAUGUACUCACUUGUCACGGAAUUUAGUCUCCGACCCCCGCUACCACCGCCACUUACUCCCCUAUUCUUCUUCUGUAUGGCCUGUUGUCGUGCUGGAGGUCAACUUGGCGGAAUGAUGUCAAGUUUACCGGAUCACCCAGAUGUAGAUCACAAAGAUCGAAAUCGUCAAGUGCUUAGUUCUAGAGGUCGAUCUACAGUAAGAUUCGGUUCGGUCUACCGUAAUCCUUCGGUGCCAGCGAAGAAAAAUGAGUUUGUAAACUCAUUUUGGCGACAGUUGAUGAUUGAACGUUGGAAGGAGGAGACUCGUCCGAAGCAGCAGAAUAUUUACGAAAAUGCGGAGGUGAAGACUGUGCAAAAACAAUUGCGAAUGCUUGCAUUGAAUAAUUCUUAUGCUGCAAGCGAGCAUAGAAGCAAAUAUGAGGUAAAGCCAUAA